AUGGAGAUCGAGGCAAUCGGAUUUUACAUCUGUAUAUUUAUUCUUCUUGGUCAGUCAUCUGCAAUUCGUGAAAUCAGGAACAUAGACCUUGAUGAGGACGAAGAAAUAGAAAUGACGUCGCCAGGCUAUCCCGAUAAUUUCGAUCUCAACGUCGACUACCUGCUCCUUGUCUCAACAAGUCGCGGUCGAAACAUCCAUGUCGACUUCACCGAAGUACUCCUCAGAGAAAACAUCGAUUUCAUCUACGUCGGCGAUGGCAGUAGCAUUGACGAAACGACUAUCCUCCUCAAUCUAACCGGGCGCGAUUCCGUAUCGACCAGUAUCGUAUCGCAUAGUAAUGACCUCUGGAUAUGGUUCACUUCCGGGGGACAGGGGGAUAUCCUUGCAGAAAGACGGUUUAAGUUUAAAAUGAAAGAGACUCGACGAAUCUCUCUGGAUGGAAUUGUUCCCGUGCAAAUAACAUCCAAAAAUUAUCCCUCGGACUACCCAGACGACUGCCACCAACUGUGGUUCGUGUCCUCCCCGAGUGGGUCCCGAAUUCGAAUCCAUUUCACCGACUUCGCCACGGAGAAGGAGGCGGACUACCUGACGAUCGGCACCGACUGGGAAGCCGUGGGCGAUGGCGCGAAUGUCCUGGUGCGGUACUCGGGAGAAUUUAUUCCAGAUGACGUCAUCACACCGGUCGGAGAUGUUUGGAUUGAGAUGGUGACGGACGGACGGACAGAUGACGACGGUUUUAAGAUGACGCUUCAAUCAACGAAGCUAGAACCUACACUCUACAAUUUUCUUCCCGGGUUUCAAAACUUUAACCUCAUUUCACCCGGAUAUCCCGACUCCGACUAUCCGAACGACGCGGAUAUAUCCUGGAUAAUAACAUGCGAACCGGAAUUCAAGUUGCUUUUCAUGUUCGACAAGCUAGUUACCGAAUGGAGAUCCGAUGCCUUGACGCUCGGCAGUGGGACCGAUCCGGAUGAUGACUCGACAAUGCUGUAUGAGUUUUCCGGUGGGGCUGACGGAGAGGUAGCUUUCACCGAUUUUAAUGAGAUGUGGGCUAGGUUUACGUCCGAUUGGUUGGUGAAUUACGACGGAUUUUCUCUCCAGAUUUACACUAUUGAGGAAGGUGCUGAGGAAAGACGAAAUAUAACACUCACAUCGGAGGGACAAGCCAACAUCUUUUCCCCAGACUUCCCCGGAGAAUAUCCAUCUGAUUCUGACGAAAUUUGGACCAUCACCGCACCCAACAAUCAUCUCACUGUCCUACACUUUGAGGUAUUCGCCUUGGAGAGCGUUCGGUUUGAUUCGCUAACUAUCGGAACUGGCCGGCAACCCUCGGAUAAUGACUCGGAAGUGAUCGGCGCCUUCGGCGGAAGCGCGAUACCCGAUGAUAUCGAGUCGGAUAGUCCCAAUCUCUGGCUCCGGUUUGUCAGUGACAGUUCGAUUACUGAUAAAGGAUUUUGGAUUGUAGUAACUACAAAUCUUAUUGAAACGACGUCAACUCUAGUGAGCACAACUUCUGAACACGACACCCGUUCAAGUCUUGAUCCUCGAGCAACGACAGACGUUACGACUGCGAUUCUUUCAACAUCUCCGACCCUCUACUCAUCGAGAAAUCCGACAUCGCCUCCAUAUCCGACUCACACUCAAACAGGAGAACCCGCAAUUCCUCCAUCUGAAAAUCCGGCUACUGCCCCAAGGACCAAACCAACGCAAAGCACUCCAUCUGAAGAUCCCAGUUCGACUCGUAGUCUUGCGCCCUCUACGAGCAGUGACAGAAGUUCGGCGUCGUCUGCUACGGAGUCGAAAUCAAGCACGACUUCGACCGGGAGUACAGACCCGGUGGUACCCGGAUCAAAUGCCCCACGAGCAGGUAACAAGAAAGUUGUUGUGCCGACUGUAAUCAUUUCGAUGUUCAUCCUUGCUAGUGUGUUGUUUCUUCUUGUGCUAUGGCAAGUUCGACGAACGAGAAAUUCCCCUCUCCUGGUCGAUGAAAAAGAUUUUGACAAAGACGAAAACCUCAACCACUCCAACCCCACCUACGAAUACCAGACCAUCGACCACAUUAUGCUCAACCCUACCCAUCAAUCGAGAUCGAACGGCGAUGACUCAAUUAAAAAGCCUCUACCACGACCUCCAACCGACAUCAUCGAUGACGACGACGACCACAGGUAUUCAACUUACAUCGAAACAAUGAGUGGGGACGCGAAGCCUGAUUUCGCAUUGUACCAAGGGGAUGGCGAUGUCGUGAAGAAUCACGAUGGCGGGUAUGACGAUUUCGGUAUUGGUCAAAACGAGUACCAUCAGCAUCCCCAUAGCGGAAGUAAUAUAGCUGCAGGCUUGAAUGGUUUUGAUGAUCUUAAUCACACAGCGAAGUCGACUGACGCGCACGGAGAUAAUGAGGUGUAUCAGGAGAUACCGUACGAUCUCGAUACGACAGAACCACGGCGAUCGGCCGAUUUUGGGACGGAUAAAAUGGAAGUGAGUGAUGUAUCAAAAACGUUACAAAGCGAUUGCGUGGAGGAUGAGAGUUUGAUUAAGAAUGAUUUAUAUAUACCGAUGGAAGAUGAACACGUUUACGAUGAAACACGUGCUGAUACAUGCACUAGGGAUGGUGCCAAUGUUGCAGGGAGAAAUGAAAUGGAAGAUAAGAUGAGAAAGAUGUCUGACGGCGCGGGUGAUGAACUGUAUGACGACACCGCGCCCUUGGACGAAAAUUUUUACCACAUCGUUAUGAGGAACGAAAGCGACGACGAGGGCAUCAACGAGCAUAUCCCGACAAAAACCACCCAGUCGGACUAUGGACGUCAGUCCAGUACGAUCAACGGAAAUAGCAACGCGGACGAAAUCCACGAUGACGGCAUCGCAAACGAAUACGCUGAGCUAGAAUCUCUUGGUGAUGAUGUUGGGGAGGAUUUCGACCCAGAGUAUCAAAUUGUCGACAGGAAUGAAAGAGAUGCCGAGAGUGACUAUGAUGACGAAAGACGUAGCGUCGGCGUAAACGGGCUUGACGAUGACGACGCGAAUGGUCAUGCCGUCAAUGAUACCGUUAUGGUUGACAACGAGUUGUACAAACCACUAAGUAAUGUCGAGACCUCAGAAGAUCCACAUGAAAAGUGCGAUCCCGAGUAUCAAAUUGUCGACAGGAAUGAAAGCGAUGCCGAGAAUGACCAUGAUGACGAAGGACUUAGAGUCGGCUUAAACGGGCUCAAUGAUGAUGACGCGAAUUGUCAUGAUACCGUGGGCACCGCUAUGGUUGACAAUGAGUUGUACAGACCACUAAGUAUCAUCGAGACAUCAGACAAUCCUGAUGAAAACAGUCAGACCUUUCAAAACGAUACUAUUAUUUAAUAGUAUUAACAUAAUAAUGAAACAUUGUAUUCUUGAUAUGUAUUUCGUUAACCAUGACACAAAUUGUUAAAAAAAAAGAAUUCCAACUUAGGAGGGCAUAUCGUAUGGAUUUGGCAGGUACGUUGAUAUACGAGGACUGAUACUCAAAUGAUGACAGAGUAAGCCCUUUCACGGGAGCGGCGCUACAAAGGAUUGGUGAAGGGACGAUCGCCCUAUAGUUCAUCAAUUAAUUAAUGAAAAAAUAAUAAGAGUAGGAGGAAAUUUAGGAAGAAAAAUAGGAAAGUAGGAAGAAGAUAAUCAAAAGAGAGCUCUGACAGGGGGCCCGUUGCAGAAAGAGUUGCGUUUAA
Lytechinus variegatus (green sea urchin) is the source of this 3692-nucleotide messenger RNA. RefSeq lists its product as uncharacterized. The transcript is spliced from 8 exons. Bases 1 to 3345 code for a protein of 1114 amino acids. The record is from RefSeq and is a predicted model, not a curated record. Lineage: Eukaryota; Metazoa; Echinodermata; Echinoidea; Temnopleuroida; Toxopneustidae.